Messenger RNA from Eurytemora carolleeae, 2116 nucleotides. RefSeq names its product gamma-tubulin complex component 3 homolog. The transcript is spliced from 21 exons. Gene Ontology annotation, cellular component: spindle pole; equatorial microtubule organizing center; centrosome. Lineage: Eukaryota; Metazoa; Arthropoda; Copepoda; Calanoida; Temoridae. Gene Ontology annotation, molecular function: microtubule minus-end binding; gamma-tubulin binding. Bases 1 to 1926 code for a protein of 641 amino acids. Gene Ontology annotation, biological process: microtubule nucleation; cytoplasmic microtubule organization; mitotic cell cycle. The record is from RefSeq and is a predicted model, not a curated record.
AUGCUUCAGAUACUUACUAAAGUAUUUAGAAACAACACGAUCAUUCCUGCUCAAGCUUCUCUUACAUUAAAACUGUGUGAGUUGGGCUGGCUGUUCAUUCAGGUUGAUGAGUUUUCAGAGAGGCAAGGUGGUGUGAAGGAAUAUGGUUUAGUGGGACAAAGUUUUGUUACAGCACUGAGGGAAGAGUUGGCUGAAUACUACCAGCUUCUUUCUGUAUUAGAAGCAGAGGCCCGUGAUGGUAGGUUGACCCUGCUACAGCUGUGUGUCUGGGCAGCUGAACCAAUGAAAAGAUUGAAGCUGUUGGUUGAGCUGGUCACAGCUGCUGGAACAUGCCGUGGUGGAAGCUUAGCCAGUUGUAUAUAUGCUUUUAUAAACCAUGGAGACCCUAAAUUGAAUGUAUGCGUGAGUACUCUCCUAACAGCAGCAUGUAGACCACUGUAUACAAUGCUUAUCCGUUGGAUCUUAGAUGGGAGCCUGGAGGAUCCACAUCAGGAGUUUUUUAUUGCUAGCGAACCAGGGAUACAGGGAGAGGCAUUGUGGCACCACAAGUAUACAGUACGGAAGAGUAUGAUACCAAGAUUCAUAUCUCUAGAAUGGAGCAGGAAAAUUUUAUCAACAGGAAAAUCGAUAAAUUUUCUGCGAAGCGUUUGCUUGGAUAAUUCUCCUCUACUAGGUAGACAGAAAAUAAUUGCAAGAUUAGAGGAAACUGAUCCUGCCAGUUUAUUCUCCUGUGACGUAGAUAAUCCUUUACUUGAGGUUGCUGGUGACGCCUUCAGACAGACGGGUCAGCAUGUUCUUGACAUUAUGUUUAAUAAAUUUAAGUUUAUGUCUCAUCUUGCAGCACUCAGGAAAUAUUUACUUCUAGGCCAGGGGGAUAUAAUGAGAUACUUACUCGACCUUCUGGAUACAGAACUAUCCCAGCCAGCUACCGAACUAUAUCCACAUAAUCUAGCUGGGAUAUUGGAGACUGCUAUCAGAUCAACGAACACACAGUACGAGGAUACAGAUAUUCUGGAGAGACUUGAUGUUCGACUUUUAGAGAUUCAACCUGGAGAUUCAGGGUGGGAUGUGUUCUCAUUAGAUUAUAAGGUGAGCGGGCCUAUUGGAGUAGUGUUUACCCCGGAUAUAAUGACAAGAUAUCUAAUGCUGUUCAACACACUGUGGAGAGCUAAACGUAUGGAAUGGGUUCUAUCUGGAGUCUGGAGAAAACUAGCGUAUAUACAGAAGAUAAGCCGUGAACUGACUGAGCUCCGUCCAGUUUUACAUCACGCAAACUUAAUUGCGAGUGAGAUGAUACAUUUCGUUCAUCAGAUGGCGUACUACAUUACAUUCGAGGUUAUGGAAUGUGGAUGGGAUACUCUAGUAAAACAGAUUGAUACAGCUGAAACUUUAGAGGAUGUUAUUCAGGCUCAUGAAGAAUUCCUUUCCACCAUCAUAUCCCGGGCUCUAUUGGAUCAUAGAACUAUAGAGAUAAGAAACCAGUUGCGAACCAUCUACGACCGUAUUCUUGAGUUCCAAAAUAUUCAGGAGAAACUUUAUCAGGAAGCAGUUUCAGAGAUUGAAUCCCGACACACCUAUGAAGCUCUGGUAGCAGCUAGAACUGGGACAGGAGAAUAUGGAACUGAUCAAGAACAGGAGAACAAGGAGACAGACAGGAGAAAGGAGUUUAUCAAGGGAAAGCUGGGAGCUGCAAAAGCAAAUCUAAGAAUUGUCUCACUCAGUUAUCAGGAUAUGGUUCGAACCUUCCUUUUCCAGCUGACCUGCAGCAAUGAUGACAGUUUACAAGGAUUAUCUUUCAGAUUAGAUUUCAACCAGCACUAUAAGAAGAAAGAUAGUCGAUUAUCUAGACCUCUCACCUUCUCUCAUAGACGAAUGACAGGUCUAAACGGGUCUCUUACCGGAAGUCAGAUGUCCUAUAUUGAAUGACAGGCAGACUCAGACGAGAAUUCUAUUUCCGGUGUACAAGACGGAUACUCCACUUCCGGUGGACAAACUUACACUGCUUCCAAUCCUGAGACAGAAGAUGGAUCCAACUCUGAAUCUUGGUGAACAAUUAAUCUGGUUUGAUACCAGACAAAUAGUUCUCUCAUAUAACAAAUACAAUUUCGAUAGAUUA